This is a messenger RNA of Heterobasidion irregulare TC 32-1, 1883 nucleotides long. RefSeq lists its product as uncharacterized. Lineage: Eukaryota; Fungi; Basidiomycota; Agaricomycetes; Russulales; Bondarzewiaceae. The coding region runs from base 1 to 1761 and encodes 586 amino acids. The record is from RefSeq and is a predicted model, not a curated record. Gene Ontology annotation, molecular function: FAD binding. The transcript is spliced from 13 exons.
AUGGACCCCAAUGGAACUAUGGUAGAGACAACCGACGUGCUGAUCAUUGGCGCUGGGCCUGCCGGGCUCAUGUGCGCGAACGCCCUUGGGGAAUUAGGUGUCCAGACAAUCAUCGUCGAUCGCAGACAACCAGGGGAGUCGUAUGGGCAAGCUGAUGGUAUCCAACCUGGUACCGCCGAGAUAUGGCAGAGCUAUGGAUUGAGAGAACGUCUUAUGAAAGAAGGGUGGCCAAUCCUUGCACUGGUUACCAUUCCCAUAGAAGGUAUGGAAGGAAUACUCAAAGACUCGUCAGCGAAAUAUGGUGUACACGUAGAACAACCGUACGUCCCCACUGCCUUACAGAUUGAUGAGGCGGUGGACGUGCAUGACCUCAAUUCAUACCCUGUGAAAGUCACGUUGGCUCGACCAGAAAGGAAAGAAGCAAUGGAGAAGCGAGUCGUCCAUGCAAAGUAUUUAGUAGGCUGCGAUGGUGCACGCUCUUGGGUUCGUGAUGCCAUGGGUAUCAAGAUGGAGCGUGACGGUGAGGAUCGUCCGAUCAACUGGGGCGUCCUAGAUUUCACGCCGACGGGCACGUUCCCCGACACGCGCAUCAAGUGUAUCAUCACAUCUCCGGUGUGCGGGAUGAUUGGGUUGGUUCCCAAGCCAGGUGGAACCGCGCGUCUCUACGUUCCCCUUGUUCCUGAGCACUGGGAAAAGCGGAAGUUCACGCGCGAGGAGCUUGUCGCUUCGGUACAGAGCACGGUGAACAAAGUCUUCAAACCGUAUGAAAUGAAUAUCACCAAUUGCACCUGGGCGAGCACAUACAAGGUUGUCCAACAGGUCGCGUCCGCCUACUCUGUCCAAAACCGUGUCUUUAUCGCUGGUGACGCUUGCCACACGCAUUCCCCUAAAGCAGGCCAGGGUGCAAAUGCAUCCAUGCGUGACACGCACAAUCUCGGUACAUUUCAUCAUCCAAGCUUAUUGACUAUGCACUCACAAGCGCCUUGUUUGAAUCCCCCAGCGUGGAAAAUUGCAUAUGUCCUUCGCGGCUGGGCCAAGCCCUCUUUACUCUCGACGUAUGAUACCGAGCGACGGGCCUACGCGCGCGAACUCAUCGCUCUCGAUCGGCACGUUGCGAAGGCUUUCGAGUUGGGUGGGAGCGAGGGCAAAUACAAGCGUAUAUGGGAAGACAAGAACAGGUUCCUUAGUGGAAUCGGUAUCCUUUAUCAUUCUCCCCUGACCCCGGUCGAAGAACCCUCUCCCCUUGCAUCAGGAUUGAUCCCCGGAGAGCGUCUACCGCCCUCGCCCAUCCUCAGGCUCAACGAUUGGCAUUCGCUCAAUGUACAGGAUCUCAUCAUCUCUGACGGUUCUUUCAAACUGCUUGUAUUUCCCGGCACCCUGAGCGCUGCGCAAAAACCCGAAGGACUGGCGACCUUUGCCGAGAAGGUCCUCAGCGGAAUCGCCGAUGUGAAAGGUACAGUGACAGGGGAUGGUCAGAGGGAGAGAGCGUUGUUGCGACUAUAUGUUGUUCUCGCGGGAUCCAAAGAAGGAUUGCACUGGACAGAUGUCCCAGAUGUCGUCCGCGACGCCAAAAUCGUGCAUGUUGAGGAUUCUGUCGUUGAAGUUGCUGGUGGUGGUGGAAAGAAGACAUACAUGCAGUACGGGAUCGACGCUACUGUCGGUGCAGUUGUGUUAAUCAGGCCAGAUGCGCACAUCUCGCUGGUCACAUCCGUGGACAUGCAAGGGGCCGAAAGAGUGGCAGCGUUCAUUCGGUCUCUGUGAAUUUGUAGAGCAGUAUCAUGCAUACAUGUUCCCGUGAUACAAUGCAGCGGGAAGGAAUCCAGGUCCUCGUUUCUUGCUAUCUGUGUAAAUCAGCAAUUAUAGUAUUAUAGUCAUCGUUCUGG